Molecule: messenger RNA, 8336 nt
Organism: Schistocerca gregaria
Lineage: Eukaryota; Metazoa; Arthropoda; Insecta; Orthoptera; Acrididae
Gene: EndoB
Product: endophilin-B1
Exons: 8
Coding region: 237-1262 (341 amino acids)
Biological process (GO): membrane organization
Cellular component (GO): cytoplasm; membrane
Molecular function (GO): protein binding
Source: RefSeq, a predicted model, not a curated record
AGAAUCGAUAUUAAUUAUUUUCUUAAAAGAUGUUGGGCCGCAAUUUGCAGCACAAUGGAAAAUCAUUAAAAGUAAGAAUCACAUAAUUAUACUGAGCAGCGUACGUACUGUAUAGAAUUUUCUUCGUUUUGGAGGUUAUAUUCAAAGUUGAGAAUCAAAGAUGAAGCAUAACAGGGAACUGAAGCCAUCGACCAACACAGUUUACAGUAAGUAAGUGUACAGUGUCAGAAAUACAGAUGGAUAUGGACUUCAACGUGAAGAAAUUAGUUCGGGACGCAGGAACAGCAAUCAGUCGUGUAGUGCAGUUAACAGAAGAAAAAUUAGGGACGUCUGAAAAGACAGAACUAGAUGCUCAUUUUGAAAAUUUAGCCGAGCGGUCAGAUACAACAAAAUUAUGGACAGAAAAGAUACUGAGAGACACGGAAGCCGUACUUACACCAAACCCAGGGAACAGGGUUGAAGACUUCUUGUUUGAAAAAAUAGAAAAGAAGAGACCAAAUCGGCUGACAAAUCUUGAAUACUUAGGAUUGGAUAUGAUUGAGGCAGGGAAUGAAUUUGGUCCAGGUACAGCCUAUGGAAGCGCAUUGGUUAAGGUAGGACAGUGUGAACAGAGAUUGGGACAGACUGAAAGGGAAUUCAUUAGUUCCGCUGGACAGUGUUUCAUACAACCCCUAAGGAAAUUUCUGGAUGGUGAAAUGAAAACAAUUCUGAAGGAAAGAAGUCUCUUGGAGAGCAAAAGGUUGGAUUUGGAUGCUUGUAAAAACCGGCUACGUAAAGCAAGAAGUAUGCAUUCACAGCAGAAUGCGGAGAAAGAUUUAAGAGUAGCUCAGUCAGAAUUUGAUCGGCAGGCGGAGAUAACGAAGUUGCUACUGGAAGGCAUUAGCAGCUCCCACGCUAGCCACUUACGCUGCUUGCACGAAUUUGUUGAGGCACAAGUCAGAUACUAUGACCAAUGCCAUCAUAUUAUGCAGGAACUCCAACGUGAUCUGUCAAGCCUUUCUCUAAAAACUCCGGGAGCGACUCCUUUUCAGGCAACUACUUCUCACACAGAAAAUCACCAUGAAACCCCGAAAAGUGGUUACCAGAGAGCACGAGUUUUAUAUGACUAUGAUGCCAAGGAUGCCACUGAACUGAGCCUGAUGGCAGAUGAGGUGAUCACCAUUUGUGAAAUUUCUGUUGAUGAAACAGAUUAUUUCAUGGGGGAGAGAGGCAAUCAGAAAGGAAAAGUACCAAAGGCGUUCUUAGAAAUAAUCAAUCCAUAAAAGAAAUGCAGAUACUUGCUCAACUAAUAGCAAUAUUGUCACAUAGAGUGCAUCCAGUUAUGUUAUAUUUGCCACCAGUAAGAAAGAUGCAACAAGUUUUUGAAAGUGCCAGCACAGUGGGUGUGUGUGGAGAUGGGGGAUUUUUUUUUUUUUUUUUUUUGGGGGGGGGGGGGGGUCACUUACAUGCACCUAUGUUCAGAAGAGAAGAAAGGUUUUGGAUAAAUGUAGUCUAGAGCUUUACUGAAAAUGUAGUUAUAGUAAGAUAUUUGAGAACGACAGCUGAGAGAAUGGAAAGGAAAUAACAUUCCACAAUCUAAGUUUAUUAUUUCUCCUCCAUGGGAGUAGCCAUGGAGGAAUCACCACCUUCAUUUCCUAUAACUGUUGUUACUAUUUGGAUUUGUAUAUGACACUUAUAUUCAUUUGGUCUGUGGGAUACUAAACAUCACAUUAAAAAAUCAUAUAUGUUACACUGGCGUCUACAUUGCUGUUGCAAAAUCUGCAAUACAUUCCUUUACUUCAUUAAAUCCAACAAUUAUGUAAUUACUAUGCAUAAAAUUAAUGUCCAAUAUUUAUUAAUGUAAGUGGGUAAUGCCAACUUCUAUCAACUACUGUCCACAAAAAUAUUGUUUGGUGUGUGGAAAACCAAAUUCCGAAAAAUUUGUAGUGAGUAUAACAUGGAUAUGGAUUUAUGUGUGUACCUUUACUCAUACAUGAACCUACAUUCAGUAAUACAUUUUGAGAAAAAAUAUAAGCUCUGGACUUUGUUUUCCUUGGUAAAAUAUGUUUUAACUCUUAUUGUGUUGUUUGUUAUUCUAAUAUUUAAAAAAAUGACUAAUGUAGCAGUGUCAUGUCAUGUCCUGUUACAUUUUGGUGUAACUCAUAAAUAAACUGCCUUAUAACUUUAUGACAACAGAAUGUAAAAUUGUAUCUUUCCAGUCAGAUAGUGUUGGUAUUAAUCUGGAAAUAACUGAAAGUAUAAAGUGAUGAAAGACUGAUUUUCUAAAAGUAAAGCUGAAAAUGACAACUGAUUUGUAAAUGAAAGCUAUUGAUGUUUUAUUUCAAUCCAUUCCGUAACAAAGAAGGUAAAAUAUUCCCAGUAUGGCAUAUAUGCCUAAAGUAUUAUUUUUUAUUGUUUUUAUUGGUAUGUCACACACUGUUUAUAACACCAGACAAAUUAAUCUUGUUGCUGUAUUGCUUUGUAUGACGUUAUUUUGGCACAUAGUCAGUCUCGAAAUCUGUGAAUAAUCUAAUGAUGUAAAUAUCAAAUUCCAUAUACUAUCACACUGUAGAAUAUUCACUCUUUUUGGCAAAAAGUACAUGUCAUUAAUACAACUUUAUAGGCAAUAAAAUCCAAGCAAUAAAAAUUGUAGAUUACAAUGUUUCCCAGCACUCAGGUACCAUUUGUAUAUAAACAAUUACAUAGUUUUCUCUGUGACUUCAUAUUCUUCUCUAUGUUGUCAGUAACUUCCUUAUAAAGUUUAAGAAGAUACUGAGAAACAGUCACAUAUAUUGUGUGUGUGUGUGUGUGUGUGUGUGUGUGUGUGGCAGAAUGACUCUGUAUGUCAGAAAGUUAAGCUUAAGUAAAGAAAGAAAAUAACUCAUGCAAAAAGCAACUACAUGUUUUUGUCUACCUUUGCUCAGGUUUGGCAAUUAAACAAAUAAAUUUUCACUGAAAGUGCAUGUUGUCAAGUAUGGUAUCAUUUUAGUCCCAGUUAAAUUGUAUGGAGAUUUUGAUACUCCUGAUUUAUAUGAAUUUUAAGCUUAUAUAGUUUUUUAUUUUGUGAAGCCAGAGUUUAUUGUGUAUUAUUUUUAUGGAUAAAUAAGUAGAAAAAUAAGUAUGUAGUACACUGUUUUAUAUGAAGUAGCCUGCUGAAGUGAUGUCCUACUUGUUUGUUGCAGCUCAUAUGAAUAAACUAGACAGAUGCACAUCAGAGAAGGGCUGCUACCUAUACACUACUUUGUUUUUCAAUGUAUUUCAUUUAGCAAUGUGAUGAAAGUUUCCAUCUCCUGAGUACAGGAUAUAUAUUACAUGAUUCUCAUGAUAAUUAUUUUCUAAAGGCUUAGCUCUAUCAUUGCAACAAUAUCACUUAAUCUCAUGUGUCACUUCAAGGUUUCCUAACAGGCCUUAACAUGAAUUCAGCUCUUUAUGAUGACCUUCAUUCAUAUUCAUACUUCCAUUGCUUCUAGCCUCUGUUUAUCUAUUCGACUCAUUGACUAGCUCUCACAUCUCAAGUAAGAAAAUUCCAAACACUUUCUUUGCCUUGAUGUUGAUGUAUAUACUCAUCAAGAGACUUUCCUUCACUUGGGAUGCACAUCUGGCAGUGGUUACCCACAAUUUCCACAACACAUUUUUUAUCAUCAGAAUUUGUACUCCCUAAACAGUAAAACUUUUUCAACUUGUCCACUUGCUGAUUUUCUAAGUACCACAUUUGUAGUGAUUUGUUGACUCACUGCAGGUAAACAUGUUGAUCAAGUAUGGUGAAAGGGGGCAAUUUUAUCUGAUUUCUUUCCUGAAUAUAGUUCUUCCUUAAAUAGUUAUGUCUUCUGCUUCCUGUGUAGUUCCCUGGUGAACCUUCUAUCAUUCUCAUCAAUUCUCAUGCUCCACCUAAGGCUGAAUGUCAGUUCCAGUAUAGCACAUUAAAGUUCUUUUGCAAAUCAAUAAAAAAUUGCAAAAGUCUUUCUGUUUGUUGCCUGUCGACACUCUGGUAUUAUCCACAAUGAUUAUAAUGGCUGUCACAGUUCUCAUGCUGAAUCAAAUCCAUCAUUCUUUAAGCAAAAUUUACCUUUUUUUUGGUUCAUUAUUACAUUAAUUACGUAGGAAUGUCUUUGGUGUAUAAAAUAAUAGAGUUAUUGUUUUAUAAUUACUACUGCUGAUCAUAGUUUCUUUUUUCAAUAAGACUGUUGUUUUAGUCUGACACCAGUCUUUGGGAAUUUUCUCUUCUUCAAAGCAGUUGAUAAUUAUUUUGAACAAGGUAGUAAUCACUUCUCAAUCUCCUUAUUUUCAGAAAUUCUUAUUCUAUGUCGUUGAUAUCCAUUACUAUUGCAUCCAUCAUAUUGUGCAGAACUUGUUCAAAUUCGUCUUUGGUGAAAGUGGAAAGUUUCCUGAGCUUUCAUGAUUUCUUAAUCAUUAUACAUAUCUUGUGCGGAUUUUUUCCAGCAUGCACAUUUCUUUGCUGUCAGUUGGUAAGUUCCAUUUUUUCUGCAAUACCAGAUGCCCGCUUUUCAGUUGCUUAUGUGUACAUAUAUAAAAUAAAAUUUAGUAAUUCUAAUGUAAGCUUUCAGACUAUUCUGCUUAGGUUUUUUCUGGUCUGUAUGAGAUACAGUAUCUCUUUAUGUCAACCAAGAUUUUCUUGGCUGCAGCUUUGUCUUGUAUGUUACAUCAUCUACAGCCUUUAAACUCCCAUACUUUAUCUGGUUCAAAUUGCAGUUAUUUCAUCUUAAGUUGUGUGUGAUUUCUUAAUUAUAUGGAAUUUAUAUUUUGUGUGUACUCUUAAUGAUUUUCUGAUUUUCUUGAACCUCAUACUAUCCUUAGCCACAACUGUCCAGAUCUGGAUCCAGAUAACUAUGGCUUGAUAGUACUUGGCUUCAUAACAUUCCCUGCCUAAAAUGGAAUGUCUCUGUACCUUGCUGAGGUUACCAGUAGUUGUACACAUAUACUGUCUUCAAUUUUGGAACUUUGAUGUACAAUUUUAUCAUCAUCAUAUGUUGAUCACAGAAUUACAGCAGUCUUUUACAGCUCUCAUUCUGAUCUGUUCUGCCAUGCCAGCUACUUCUAUAGCCUUAUCCUUCCUGUAGAAACCAACAAAAGCUCUGAAGUGAAUAAUUAUAAUAAUCUUUUGUUGCCUUUGUAAAAGAGUAAACCAUCAUUUGUGUAAUAAAUAUUGAUGUUCCUGAAGUUAUGUUUGUUGUCAUAGUGUACUGUAAGAUUAUUCACCAAUAUAUCGUUUGAGAUACAUUGAACAGUGCCUAUGCAAUAAAGGAGGUAGUGAAUAGUGUAUGGAGCCUUCCUACUGUUGAAUGUAAUUUAAGAAAUUAAUAUGUAUAUGGCAGCAUGAGAAAAUUGUUCAUAGAUUGUUAAUGAUAAUGGAGAUAUAUACAGUAGCACGUUGACAUUACUAUUAGUGUUUAAGACAAAAAAUUCUACCAUUUGUAAAUGGAGUAAUAAUAAGGACUUGCUGAUUUAUUUAAAAAAACAUGUAAUGCUCAAGAUAAUUCAUGUUUCAUUUGUACAAUGGGGAGACUUUUUUUUGGAGAGGGUGGGGGAGGGAGAGGUGGUUGCAUUAGGUUAAUUCAGAUACACGCCAUUUAUAUUAUAUUUGAAUGUGGACUUGGACUUUGUGGCGUAUACUGCUGAUGAAAUCAUCUCCGGCUUCUGUCCAGAUGGAUGAGUUGAUGUUCUGUGGUGUUUCAGUGAGUGUCACUCUCAUCAUCUUCUGGAGAAGUGUCGAGAUUGUGUGGGCAUCUCGUACAUAUAUAUCCCUGAGUGGUGACUGACUCUCCCUACCCCUUUUCCCAUACACAGGUUUCAGUCUCACCCAGACUCACGAAGCAUCAACAACUGGAUGCAUUCUUGGUGUAAAGGUGCUAAUGCAGGGUACCAUGGUGAACUUAGCUGAUAGCCCUCAUCCUUGUGUUUCCAUUGGACCUUAUCUCAGUGGAUUCUUUGAUGAUACUCUCCCAAAUCCGCUAGCUCAUCACAACAUUUUUGUUUUACUUAAAUUCAAAAGUACGUCCCUCAUUGAGCUAUGUUCUGCCACUGCUGAUUCAUCUUUAUACACCAAUGUAUGCAUCUAAUAUGUUCCAUGCAGCUUUGCAUGAUGCAGUGCUGUGUUUGCCCAGUGUGCUUGUGACCAUAAUUGCAAGGAAUCCUGCAUAUACCAGAUAUUUGUAGUUUUAGUUUUACUGAUCCAAGCAUAUCCUGCAUUUUUCAUGGUAGUCAAAAGAUGUCCUUGAGUUGUUUUUUCCAAAGAUUUCUCACAAUUUUUCUGAGAGAGGCCCAAUAUAGAGGAUAAAGCAAGUUUUUCUACCUCUUUAUUUUCCUCUAUUUUGCAGAGACUGUACCAUUCAUUUUCUUCAGUGCACAUCUAAUCUGCACUUCGCUGUACCCAGCUGAAAGGCUGCCUUUGUCAUAUAUGGCAUGUGUCUUGUGUGCUAGAGUGGUUAGAACAGUGUACUGCUGCACCAAAUGAUGACGGGUCUUUGCAUAAAGGUACAGAUCUGUGUGGGGCUUCCAUCUGUAUACUGCAUGUACAUCCGCUUGUCUUAUUAUUAAAAUAUCUAAAAAUGGAAUUCAGCGAUUGAGUUCUAGCUCCAUUUUGAACUGUAUAUUUUGAUGGGUGCUGUUCAUAUGGUUCAAGAACUUGUUCAAGCCUCUCCGACAUGUUCCCACACAAUAAAACUGUGACCUACAUAAUUUAAUAAGUUUUUGUGUUUGAGCCAUGCAGGUUUUAGUGCCAUCUAUUCACAGUGUUCCAUGUGGAGACUGGCUGUCUCAGGGGCAAGUGGUGAGCCCAUGUCUACUCUGUCAGCCUGUUCACAAAAUUCCCGACUGCAUUUGAAGUAGAUCGUGAUUAUUAUAUGUUCACUGUUUUGGGCUCAAAAUGAUCUGUUAAGCGUACCAAGGAAUCUUGAAGUGAUACUCAUGUGAAAAGAGGUGUCACAUCAAAGCUCACCAGGAGAUCGUCCUUCUGUAGCGACAUCUCUUCCAGCAAGGCCACAAAAUCAGCGAGGUUCUUCACUCAGUGACUGGAGAGUCCCACUAUGGGUUUCAGAAGUGAGGCUAGAUACUUGGCCACUCCAUAUGUGGGUGCAUUAUUAAUGUUCACUAUAGGACACAGUGGUAAACCUUCUUUAAGAACUUGAUCAGUCCAUACAAGUGUGGAGGUACUGGAUAGAGUUGCUUCCUAUCUUUUUUCAUCAGAGUUGACUUGUGAAGCAAAGUUGUUGUUUUCUCAUUAUCAUUGGUGCUGGGUAUUAAAUACUUUUAUCCGUUACACAGAUGACACUUUCACUCUGUAGAAAUAUGGCAGAGAGACCCUGAAUAAGUUCCUGGACCAUCUGAAAACUGUCCACCAAAACAUACAAGUUCACAGUGGAGCUAGAACAAAAUGAAAGUCUUCCAUUUUUGGACAUUCUAAUAAUAAGAAAAACAGUCUACAAGAAGAAGACCAAUACAUAUCAGUAUCUUCAUGUAACAAGCUGUCAUCAUCCAACACAAUAGUUCAUGCUCUAACAAUUCCAUUGCACAGGGCACAGGCCAUUUGUGACAAAGAAUGUAACACCCUAGAGAUGUUUUUCGUCAAAAUGGGUGCACUGAAGUGCAGAUUAGAUGUGGUUUGAAGAAAAUGAAAAAAGGGGUAGAGGAGGAGGAAGAGAAACCCACCUUUCUCCUCUCUAUAUUGGGCUUCCCUCAAUAAAGAUUGUGAGAAUUGUCAGAAAAACAACACUGAGACCAUCUUUGUCACCACAAGAAACAAAAACUAUGCUUGAUUUAGUAAAGGACAAUCUGAAACUGAAAAUACCCAGUGUAUACAGCACGCUUUGCAAGUGGUACUGCCAGUACAUCGGACAAACACAGUGCUGCAUCUCACAAUGCUGCAUGGAACAUUUGUACAUAUAUGUGUGGGGCAUUUUGAUGCAGCCACCUGGAUGGAAGCCCAAGAUAAUUUCAUCAUUUAUAUUAUAGUUUUGCAGCUGCAACCUCUAAAGGUCAAUAAUUUCAUAACUUUGGCUGUGAUGUAUAUAAAUGUUAAACAUGUAAUUUAAUUUCAUACUAUGUGGAUAUGUGCUAUCUAAACAUCAUUUGUUUUUUCAGCCUUUAAGGUUGAGCAUUCAUUUGUGCUGUGACCUCAGAGGCAAUACGUUGAUGUAAUCAUUUGUCAUGUAGGUAGCUCGGGCAUAAAACUCAACAUUUCAAUGUUCAUAUUAUUUCAAGAAGAAAACCUAUUUUGUUGUUUUCUUUAAGCAAGCUGUAUUGUCUGAUGUCAAGGAUUCUGCAAUCCAGAUAUAUGUUCUCUGAUACUACCUGCUGAUGGAAACAGUGGAAUAAAACUUUCUAUAAUUCUUUGCACACAA